AUGAAAGACAAGAGGAAGAAGAAGGACCGCACCUGGGCCGAGGCUGCCCGCCUGGCACUAGAAAAACACCCCAACUCACCAAUGACAGCGAAGCAGAUAUUGGAAGUCAUUCAGAAAGAAGGGUUAAAAGAAACAAGUGGAACUUCUCCAUUAGCCUGUCUGAAUGCAAUGCUUCACACUAACACUCGAAUAGGGGAUGGAACAUUCUUCAAAAUCCCUGGAAAGUCAGGCCUCUAUGCUCUCAAAAAAGAGGGGUCGUCAUGCCCAGCUGAUGGAACGUUGGAUUUAGGCUGUGAGUCUGAACUGGAUGGCACAGAAAUGGCAGAGGCCAAUGCCAGUGGAGAAGGAAAUGGAGUUUGUGCGAAGCAGGUAACUGAUGAAGCAUCCUCCACUCGAGAUUCAAGCCUUGCUAACACGGCAGUACAGAGCAAGUUAGUGUCUUCCUUUCAACAACACACCAAAAAGGCUCUUAAACAGGCUUUGAGGCAGCAGCAGAAAAGAAGAAAUGGAGUCUCAAUGAUGGUAAACAAGACUGUUCCUCGUGUUGUUUUGACACCAUUAAAGGUGUCUGAUGAGCAGUCGGAUUCGCCUUCAGGAUCCGAAUCUAAAAAUGGUGAAGCAGACAGUUCAGAUAAAGAAAUGAAACAUGGGCAAAAAUCUCCCACUGGAAAACAAACAAGUCAGCACUUAAAACGAUUAAAAAAGUCUGGUUUGGGACACUUGAAAUGGACCAAAGCUGAGGACAUUGACAUAGAAACCCCAGGAUCUAUUCUUGUCAACACUAACUUGAGGGCAUUAAUAAAUAAACAUACGUUUGCUUCCUUACCUCAGCAUUUUCAACAAUACCUCCUGCUUUUGCUCCCAGAAGUGGAUAGGCAGAUGGGAAGCGAUGGAAUUUUACGCCUCAGUUCUUCAGCUCUGAAUAAUGAAUUCUUUGCAUAUGCAGCACAAGGAUGGAAACAGCGACUGGCCGAAGGAGAGUUUACUCCAGAAAUGCAGUUGCGGAUAAGGCAAGAAAUUGAGAAGGAAAAGAAAACAGAACCUUGGAAAGAAAAAUUCUUUGAAAGGUUUUAUGGAGAAAAGUUGGGCAUGUCAAGAGAGGACUCAAUAAAGCUUACUUCUGGACCAAACAGUGAUGGAGCUGAGAGUAGUUCUUCAUGUGGAACCGGAACCACUGGCCUCCCAGGCCUUUCUGCACAGACUCCCUUGGAAGAGCAGCAGCGAAAAAGCAUGAAAAGUCCAACUUCACCAGAGCCGGAUUUCUGUGCUAUGGUAGAUGUAGGUAAAGAUGUAAUGGCAGAAUCAGAAUCAGAAGAUAUCUUGAUCCCUGAAGAAUCUGUGAUUCAGGAGGAAAUUGCUGAAGAGGUAGAGACUAGUAUCUGCGAAUGUCAGGAUGAAAAUCAUAAGACGAUACCUGAAUUUUCUGAGGGGUCUGAAAGUCCAGCCAACUCUCACGAAGAGCCCCAAGUAGCACCUCCCGAAGAUAACUUGGAAUCCUGUGUUAUGAUGAAUGAGGUUUUAGAAACUUUGCCUCACAUUGAAGUUAAAGUGGAAGAGAAACCAGAGUCUCCCCAGGAAGAAAUGUCUGUUGUUAUUGAUCAACUAGAAGUCUGUGACUCUCUCAUUCCUUCUGCUUCAUCUGUGACUCAUGCCAGUGACACAGAAUAUAAGGAGCCAGAAGCUGCAGUAGAGAUCAAUACUCCAAAAAUAAAAACAGGGUCAUCUUCUUUAGAAGGCCAAUUUCCCGGUGAAGGAAUUGCCGUAGAUAUGGAGCUACAGAGUGAGCCUGACGAACAGCUUUCUGAAAAUGCUUGCAUCUCUGAAACUUCCUUCUCUUCCGAGAGUCCAGAGGAAGCCUGUACCAGCCUGACAUCCCCAGGAGGGGAAACCCAAUCCACUUCAGAGGAAUCGUGUACUCCAGCCUCCCUUGAGACCACAUUUUGUUCUGAGGUGUCCAGCACUGAAAAUGCAGACAAAUAUAACCAGAGAAAUCCCCCUGAUGAAAACCUUCAUGCAUCUUUGAUGUCAGAAAUCUCUCCAGUAUCCACUUCACCUGAAAUAUCAGAGGCAUCUCUCAUGUCCAAUUUACCUUUAACGUCUGAAGCAUCCCCGGUAUCAAAUUUACCAUUAACAUCAGAAACAUCACCCAUGUCGGAUUUACCUUUGACAUCAGAAACGUCUUCAGUGUCUUCCAUGCUUCUCACAUCUGAGACCACUUUUAUAUCUAGUUUGCCACUUCCUUCAGAAACCUCUCCAAUUUCUAAUUCUUCCAUGAAUGACAGAAUGGUGCAUCAGCAAAGAAAGUCCCCUUCCAUCUCUGAAGAACCACUCUCCCCACAAAAAGAUGAAGGUUCUGCCCCUGCCAAGCCCCUGGGUGAGGGCCUUCUCUCUCAACAGAAGACUCUAUCAGAUGCUCCUGAACCCAUCAAAAUGGGUUCUUCCAUUGCUCCUGAAGCAUUUCCAUGCGAAGAAUUGCACAGCAAGACUCUGAAUCAGCAGCCUUGUAAAUUACACAUUGAAACUGAGAAGCCCUACCCUGCUUCGAUUCCAGAACUUCCUUCUAUAGAAAUGAUAAAAGUUAAAAAUCAUAAUGUCCUACAAAGAACAGAGAAGAAGGGGGCAUCUUCGCCGUUGGAGUUACCUGUCUUUUCUGAAGAGACAGAGAGUAAGGGAAAUGAGCUUCCAUCAGCUAAAUUACAGGACAAACAGUAUGUUUCAUCAGUGGAUAAGGCUUCAUUUUCAGAAGGCUCUAGAAAUAAAACACAUAAGCAAGGGAGCUCACAGAACCGGUUGGAGACCUUGCAUUCUUCCAAGUUGUCAGAGCCCUCCAAGUCACCCGAUGGGAUAAGAAAUGAAAGUAGAGAAUCCGAGAUAUCAAAGAGGAAAACUGCAGAGCAGCACAGUUUCGGAAUCUGUAAGGAAAAGAGGGCUAGGAUAGAAGAUGACCAGUCGGUGCGGAACUUAUCGUCCAGCAGCCCCCCUGAGAAGGAGCAGCCCCCCAGAGAGGAGCCCAGGGUUCCACCUCUCAAGAUCCAGCUUUCCAAAAUUGGGCCACCUUUUAUUAUCAAGAGCCAGCCAGUCUCCAAAACGGAGUCUCGCGCAUCCCCUAGCACGUCGGUCGGCAGUGGGAGGAACACAGGAGCCAGGACCCUUGCGGAUAUCAAGGCCCGGGCCCAGCAGGCAAGGGCCCAGCGAGAGGCAGCGGCAGCUGCUGCUGUGGCCGCGGCGGCGAGCAUCGUCUCAGGAGCUAUGGGGAGCCCAGGAGAGGGUGGAAAGGCGAGAACCCUGGCACAUAUCAAAGAGCAGACAAAGGCGAAGCUCUUUGCAAAGCAUCAAGCCCGAGCCCACCUCUUCCAGAACACUAAAGAGUCCCGGUUGCCUGCGCUCAGCUCAAAGGAUGGGCCUCCAAGCUUAGAAGUCUCUUCUACACCUGAAACAAAAAUCGAAGGGUCCACUGGUGUGAUUAUUGUCAAUCCAAACUGCAGAUCUCCUAGCAACAAGUCAGCGCACCUCCGGGAGACCACCACUGUAUUACAGCAGUCUCUUACCCCAGCUAAACUUCCAGAAACUGCCACUGACUUAUCUGUGCACAGCUCUGACGAAAAUAUACCUGUGUCGCACUUAUCUGAGAAAAUUGUUUUAUCUACCUCUUCUGAAAAUAGCAGUGUGCCCAUGCUUUUUAAUAAAAAUUCUGUCCCCGUGUCUGUUUGCAGCACUGCUAUGUCGGGAGCAAUUAAAGAACAUCCCUUUGUGAGUUCUGUUGAUAAAUCCUCUGUUCUAAUGUCUGUUGACAGUGCAAACACUACGAUUUCCGCUUGUAAUAGAAGCAUGUUAAAAACCAUCCAGGGAACUGACACUCCGUGCAUAGCCAUUAUACCAAAAUGUAUUGAAAGCACUCCUGUCCCCCUCACGACAGAGGGCUGCAGUGUAUCGAGCCCCAUGGAUGACAAGCAGGCGCUACUGUCCAGCAGCAGUGCUAAUAACUUAGUCUCCAGUCAGUACACCUCUGUGCCAACUCCCUCCAUUGGAAAUAACUUGCCCAACCAUCUCUCCACUAGCUCUGUCUUGAUUCCCCCAACGGGAAUUAACAACAGAUUUCCUUCUGAGAAGAUAGCCAUGCCUGGGAGUGAAGAACAGGCCACCGGACCCAUGGGUACCACUGUGAGAGCCGCCCUCAGCUGCAGGGAUUCCGUAGCAGUCACAGACACUCUGGCUGCACGUCCACCUGUCGCAAUGUUUACCGGAAGCAUGCUAACAAUAAACUCUUACGAGAGUCCUCCCAAGAUGAGUGCUGAGAGCUUGGACAAAAAUUCAGGGCUUCGAAACAGGGCAGACAAUUCUGGGAAACCUCAGCAGCCUCCGGGGGGCUUUGCACCAGCAGCCAUAAACAGAUCGAUUCCAUGUAAAGUCAUCGUUGACCACAGCACCACGCUGACCUCCACGCUGUCCCUGACCGUCUCCGUCGAAAGUGCUGAAGCCAGCCUGGACCUCCAGAGCAGGUCAGUGAGGACAGAAGCCUCCGUCCAGCCCAUGGCGUGUCCUCAGGUAUCUGUCAUUAGCAGGCCUGAGCCAGUUGCAAACGAAGGCGUGGAUCACACUUCUAGUUUCCUUGCUGCUCCCGCAGCAAAGCAAGACUGUAAAACGAUGCAGGCGGCCUGCUCAGGUCUCCGAGAAGGACCCCUUGUUGUCCCAGAUAAAUUAAAUGAAGCGACUGCUCCUAGUAAUAGCUUUGCUGAGCAGGCACGUGGCUCGGCCACUUUCAAAAGUGAAGCAGACACGACCUGUAGCAAUCAGUAUAACCCAGGCAACCGGAUUUGCUGGAACGAGGAGGGGAUGAGGGGCCCAGGACAGCCCCUGGUUAGUCACUCCAGCUCAAGUAAGCAGAAAGACUAUCUGGAGCAGGGCUGUCCCAAGGCUAUCAAAACCGAGCAUGCCGGCUACUCACACAUGUCAGAACUUCACCCCAGGAAUCUCAUGACAAAUGUCCCUCUCCCAGUGAAGUCUGAACCUCACGAAGUGGACAAGGGCUUUAGAAUGGACACCGAAGACUUCCCCGGCCCCGAGUUGCCUCCUCCGGCCACAGAGGUCACCCCUAGUGUGCAGCAGGCACAGAACGUGAAGCCCCCCACCUCUGGCCCCAUGGAGGAGGCCAUCUCCUUGGCUGCAGACCCCCUGAAAAGAGUCCCCAGCGCAGGGAGCUCCGGCUGCCGUCUCUCAUCCGUGGAGGCUAACAAUCCACUGGUGACACAGCUACUCCAGGGCAACCUGCCUUUGGAGAAAGUGUUGCCUCAGCCCAGACUGGGAGCCAAGCUCGAAAUUAACAGGCUUCCUCUGCCUCUUCAAACUACCUCAGCGGGUAAAACAGCACCAGAGAGGAACAUUGUAGAAAUGCCAUCCAGCUCUCCAAACCCAGACGGGAAGGGCUACCUGGCAGGGACCCUUGCACCACUGCAAAUGAGAAAACGAGAAAACCACCCCAAAAAGAGAGUCGCCAGGACGGUGGGGGAACACACACAAGUUAAAUGUGAGCCAGGGAAGUUGUUGGUGGAGCCGGAUGUUAAAGGGGUGCCUUGUGUCAUCAACUCGGGCAUGAACCAGCUAGGACACGGCCAGCCAUUUAAGCAAGAGUGGCUGAACAAGCACUCCAUGCAGAACCGAAUUGUUCACAGCCCCGAGGUCAAACAGCAAAAGCGGCUGCUCCCUUCCUGUAGCUUCCAGCAGAACCUGUUUCACGUCGACAAGAAUGGCAGCUUCCACCCCGAUGCGGGUACCUCACACCGACAGCAGUUUUACCAAAUGCCCGUGGCUGCCCGGGGCCCCAUCCCUAGCGCGGCGCUGUUACAGGCCUCUGCCAAGACCCCAGUGGGCUGUAACGCAUUUGCCUUCAACAGGCAUCUCGAACAAAAGGGCCUGGGAGAGGUUGGCCUUUCCUCAGCACCUCACCAGCUAAGGUUAGCCAACAUGAUAUCCCCCAACAUGCCCGUCAAAGAAGGCGAUGACGUGGGAGGGGCCGUGCACGCACUGCCAAACAAAGCACUGGUGCAUCCCCCACCCCCUCCCCCUCCCCCCCCUCCACCCUUGGCUUUGCCCCCGCCCCCCCCACCGCCACCUCCACUACCUCCACCUCUUCCUAACGCAGAAGUCCCAUCCGAUCAAAAGCAACCGCCAGUUACCAUGGAAACCACUAAGAGACUUAGUUGGCCACAGUCCACGGGCAUAUGUAGCAAUAUAAAAUCGGAACCUCUUUCUUUUGAGGAAGGUUUAAGCAGCAGCUGUGAACUGGGCAUGAAACAAGUUUCCUAUGACCAGAAUGAAAUGAAAGAACAGUUAAAAGCAUUUGCGCUAAAAAAUGCAGAUUUCUCUUCCUAUUUGCUUUCUGAGCCACAAAAGCCUUUUACCCAAUUAGCUGCUCAGAAAAUGCAGGUGCAGCAACAACAGCAGCUCUGUGGAAAUUAUCCAACAAUCCACUUUGGUAGCACAAGCUUCAAAAGGGCGGCAUCUGCGAUUGAGAAGUCCAUCGGGAUUUUGGGAAGCGGCUCCGGCCCUGCCGCGGGCCUGCCCGGUCAGAAUGCUCAGAUGCCCGUGCAGAACUUUGCCGACAGCAGCAACGCGGAGGAGUUGGAACUGAAAUGCUCUUGCCGGCUGAAAGCCAUGAUCGUGUGCAAAGGCUGUGGGGCCUUCUGCCACGACGACUGCAUAGGUCCCUCCAAACUCUGUGUGGCUUGCCUGGUGGUGCGGUAAGAGCUGGUGAGAGAUGCAGUAUCCCUUUUCAGCACGGAAAAGCCAAACGGCAUCAGCAGCAACAAGUUGAGUAACUCAGUGGUUUAUAUCGUGAUAAUUUAUUUUACUUUGGAACAGAUUAUCUUUUCUCUCUGGGAUUAUUUACUUGCAUUUCCCAGAAAGGGGAGGUCGCGUCCCAGCCGAGGGGCUUAGCAGCAUGUCUUUUACAGAUUAAGUUGCCAUUCCCAGCUUUGGAAAAUCUCUGUCCAUGUGUAUACAGGUCACUACCCCAUUCGUUAUUAUUAUUAUUAUUAUUAUUAUUUUUAAUCCAGGUGUAGUUAGGGAAAGGACAUUUUUAAUUACUUACUGCUAACCAGAAAUGCAGAUGUAGAAAGAGAACGGAAAAAGUGAUUUAAGGUGGUUGGUUAUUCAUUCUCCUGUAGACUAACCAUUGCAACGAGGGUUUUCAGAAUUGACUCUUCUGGACCUACCUUUACCACAGUGGUUCAAUCGUAUUUGGAAAGGGGAAUCUUAUUUAAAUGUCUGAUUCCUUGUAUUUGCUCAUAUCUCAAAAGAUACAUUAAAGGAGGUAUGCCGUUCAUGAA
Messenger RNA from Hyaena hyaena (striped hyena), 7325 nucleotides. RefSeq names its product ASXL transcriptional regulator 3 (gene ASXL3). Lineage: Eukaryota; Metazoa; Chordata; Mammalia; Carnivora; Hyaenidae. The transcript has 12 exons. Gene Ontology annotation, biological process: animal organ morphogenesis; positive regulation of transcription by RNA polymerase II. Bases 1 to 6741 code for a protein of 2246 amino acids. The record is from RefSeq and is a predicted model, not a curated record. Gene Ontology annotation, molecular function: peroxisome proliferator activated receptor binding; DNA binding; chromatin binding. Gene Ontology annotation, cellular component: PR-DUB complex.